Molecule: messenger RNA, 654 nt
Organism: Phytophthora nicotianae INRA-310
Lineage: Eukaryota; Oomycota; Peronosporomycetes; Peronosporales; Peronosporaceae
Exons: 1
Coding region: 1-654 (217 amino acids)
Source: RefSeq, a predicted model, not a curated record
AUGCGCAUGAGUAUAUUGGCGUUGCUUGCUGCUAUAGCACUCGUGACGACAAGCGAAGCUACCAUCUCUCCUAAAACGGCCAUACUACCAACAUCCUCCGUCACUGUUGAAAGCCAUACCACAAACAGGUUCUUGAGGGCCGCUACUAUUGCAGAUCAAGACGACGAAGAGAGGGUACUCCCUGCCAUAAAAAAAUUGGCGAGAGCAGAUGCUUUUAAUAAGAAAGCAGAACUUCUGGCGAAACAUCAGACAUGGAUCGCUAAAGGCAUGUCAGUUGAUGAUGCCUUCAACGCCUACAAGCUUCAGAAUAAGGGGAGAGCUAUAUUUGGUAGUGACGAUGUUGUAGACUGGGCGAAGUUCGUGAAAAUCGAGGCCGGCAAAGAGAACGUGGGAGUGAAAGUGCUCGAAAGUUUGCAGAAGCAAUAUAGCGAUGUUGUGUUGGCACGGAUGAUACAGUCAGCAACAACUUCGAGUAACCCGCGCGUGAGCAAACUCGCAACUAAAGUGCAGACGGCGCAGUUUACCAAGUGGAAGAACAACCUGGUUGGUUUGAAAGACGUUAAAAAGAACCUGAAAGCACAAGUGGAUGCAGAGGCGUGGAGUACGGUCAACAGGGAUCUUGUAAAGGCGUAUGAAAUCUUCAGAGCGAGUUAA